This is a messenger RNA of Ictalurus punctatus (channel catfish), 2027 nucleotides long. It is a transcript of the gene slc5a8, whose product is annotated as solute carrier family 5 member 8. The transcript has 15 exons. Bases 171 to 2027 code for a protein of 618 amino acids. Gene Ontology annotation, cellular component: membrane. The record is from RefSeq and is a predicted model, not a curated record. Lineage: Eukaryota; Metazoa; Chordata; Actinopteri; Siluriformes; Ictaluridae. Gene Ontology annotation, molecular function: organic acid:sodium symporter activity. Gene Ontology annotation, biological process: sodium ion transport; propanoate transmembrane transport.
UGGGACUACAUCUGACUCUCACUAAUACGAAGACAGGCUCAGAAGUCUUCACUGACUCUUCUGCUAUUUUGACUCAUCAUUUAUGCUUAAUAAAUGCUCAUUCUUAUUGGUGUUGUACACACUGACUCUAUACUGAAUCUCCCUUUUACCUCACUUUACAUCAGAGCACAAUGGAGAACAAGGAUAAUACAACAGCAUCCUUCGGUACUUCGGACUAUGUGGUUUUCGCUCUCAUGCUGGUCAUCUCAGCAGUUAUCGGUGUUUAUUAUGCCAUCGCCAAGCGCAGAGUACAGACCCCCAUGGAUUUUCUGGUGGCUGGCCAGAGUAUGACGGCUGUGCCUGUUGCUCUGUCACUGACAGCCAGCUUCAUGUCAGCCAUCACGGUUCUAGCGACUCCGGUGGAGGUGUAUUGUAAUGGGGCAAUAUAUGUUUUAAGCUGCUUAGGCUUUGUCCUGAUGGUGGCUAUCAGCUCAGAGAUUUUCCUCCCCAUCUUCUAUAGGCUGGGAUUAACCAGCACCUAUGAGUACCUGGAGUUGCGAUUCAACAAAGUGGUUCGGCUGUUUGGGACAGUGCUGUUCAUCGUUCAGACAUUAGUGUACACUGGAGUGGUUAUCUACGCACCAGCUUUGGCUUUAAACCAAGUGACAGGUAUAAAUCUGUGGGGAGCUUUGAUAUCAACUGGACUGGUGUGUACCUUCUACUGCACCUUGGGGGGAUUCAAGGCUGUGGUGUGGACUGACGUGUUCCAGAUGAGCAUCAUGUUGGCUGGGUUCCUGGCUGUCAUCGUCCAAUCAGUGCGUCUACAGGGUGGGGUCUCUGUCAUCUUCAACAACUCUGCUGAUGGUGGCCGACUCAACCUGUGGGACUUUGAUCCCAACCCUCUGAGGAGGCACACAUUCUGGACCGUCAUCAUCGGCAGUACAUUUGUCUGGACCAGUAUGUAUAGUAUUAAUCAAGCUCAGGUGCAGAGAUAUGUGUCCUGCAAGACGCUUCUCCAUGCCAAAAUGGCUCUGUAUAUAAACCUGGUGUCACUCUGGACUAUUCUUCUGUCUUCAGUAUUUUGUGGGUUGUGUUUGUAUUCAUUUUACAAGAACUGUGAUCCAUGGACAUCAAAAAUGGUGUCUGCUAAGGACCAGCUCAUGCCGUACCUGGUGAUGGAUAUCUUGGGGGACUACCCAGGCAUUCCUGGCCUGUUUGUGGCAGCAGCAUACAGUGGCACAUUGAGCACAGUCUCCUCCAGUGUGAAUUCUCUAGCUGCAGUGACAGUUGCAGAGCUGAUAGGACCGUACUUCAGCUUGUCAGAGCAAAAACUUUCCUGGGCAUCGAAAGGACUGAGUGUGUUCUAUGGAGUAGUAUGCAUUGGGCUGGCUGCUCUUGCAUCUUUGAUGGGAGGAUUGUUACAGACAGCUAUCAGUGUUGUUGGUACUCUCAACGGACCUCUACUCGGCCUCUUUUCUUUAGGCAUCCUGUUUCCAUCUGCUAAUUCCAAAGGAGGCUUGGCUGGACUAGUCAGUGGAUUAGUCGUGUCACUCUGGAUUUGCGUUGGAGCCCAGAUCUACCACCCAUUACCGGAGAACACCAGGCCUCUUCAUUUACAGACACAUGGCUGCAGCGUGACCACCGAUGAAAAUGACUUAAUGAACUGGACUAGCUACUCAACACUGGCAAGCUAUGUCACUUCAGCUGAGCCGGACAAAGCUGUGGACAGGCCUCUGCUGGCUGAUUAUUGGUACUCACUCUCUUACAUGUAUUUCUGCCCUAUGGGGACUCUAGUGUGCAUAGUUAUUGGGCAGAUUGUGAGUUUGUUCUCUGGGGGUAGAACAUUAAAACUGGAACCAGGCCUAACAUUAGCGAAGGAGGAUUUAACCUGCUACAAGAUCUACAAAACCCUAAAGCGGAGGGCCACAGGAAAUGCAGACAGACUUGACAUGGUUACGGAGAAAGAGAAAUCUGGCAGAACCAACCUUGCAUUUUGUGAUGUGGAGCUGGAUAUCAUAAAAAUUCAGACACACGAAACUCUUCCAUAG